Molecule: messenger RNA, 3630 nt
Organism: Archocentrus centrarchus (flier cichlid)
Lineage: Eukaryota; Metazoa; Chordata; Actinopteri; Cichliformes; Cichlidae
Gene: rnf152
Product: ring finger protein 152
Exons: 3
Coding region: 452-1090 (212 amino acids)
Biological process (GO): positive regulation of autophagy; negative regulation of TORC1 signaling; apoptotic process
Cellular component (GO): lysosome
Molecular function (GO): ubiquitin protein ligase activity
Source: RefSeq, a predicted model, not a curated record
UGAGCGAGUACAGCGCGAUUGCAAAGAGUGGGAGGGCUGGUUGGGAACACGGGAUGAAAACAUUGGAGAGCCACGCCGCCCACUAAACAAGCCGAAGCGCGCACUAACAGUUUCGCAACCAGCUCUGCCGCCGCCGCCGCUGCUGCUGCUGCCCCGUUUAAAUGCACAGGGGAGCGGAGGAGAACAGACACCCACCGCCGUACAGCAGGCAGACAGAGGAACUAACAAAAGAGAUCCUUCAUGACCUGAUUUACAUGAUUCAGCACCACGACUGAUCGAAACAGGUUGGAUUCCCGUCCGCUCCAGUCUGGAUGAAGGGCCAUGUUGACCUCAAAGGGCUGUGAUGUCACUGUGAAGUCGUGGACGGUGUUGGAGCCAGCUGUGCUUUUCCUCUUGCAUUUUUUCUAGAGCCAGUUAAUUUGCGAUUACCUGCCAAUACUUUUUCCUGGAAAUGGAGACUCUUUCCCAGGAUUCAAUUCUGGAGUGCCAGAUCUGCUUUAACUACUACAGCCCCCGACGGCGGCCCAAACUCCUGGAUUGCCGACACACGUGCUGCUCGGUGUGUUUGACCCAGAUGCGUAGCAGCCAGAAGGAGAUCCGCUGCCCCUGGUGUCGCGGUGUCACCAAGCUCCCCGCAGGCCUGUCUGUCUCUCACCUCCCGGAUGACCCAGACAUCAUCACCGUCAUCGCCAUCCCUCAUGCCUCAGAGCACACGCCCGUCUUCAUCCGCCUCCCCAGCAAUGGCUGCUACAUGCUGCCCAUCGCUAAAGAACGGGCAUUGGGCUUGCCAGGGGAGCUGGGAUGUCGCUUCCUGCCUGGCAGCCAGCAGAAGGGGGUGACGGUGGUGACUGUACCGGAGGAGCAGCCUCUGGGUCUGGCUAUGGGUCUGGAGAAUGUGGGGGUGGCUCUGGAAGGCAGUGAGGUUGAGAGGAGGGUUACUGGUCCAGUGGGAGGAGGAGGUAAGGGCUCCACGUGGUCUGGAGUGUGCACAGUGAUCCUGGUGGCGUGUGUGCUGCUCUUCCUCCUGGGCAUCGUGCUGCACAACAUGUCCUGCAUCUCCAAACGCUUCACUGUUAUUUCCUGCGGCUGAGGGAAGGUGCCGCGAACCCCCCUCAGGAUUCCCUCCCACUCGCCCUGCCUCUCCUCAGGGCGGGACUCUGUUGAGGAGAGGGGACUAAACUCACAUCAUGGGCGUUAAAGGAAACUCCAGAGCAGUGCAGAGAGACACUGAUGAUGAUCAUGAAAAAGAGGGCAGGAAGGAGAACCACAAACUGGUCUAACAUUGUCUUUUUUAAUCCUUGAAAUGGAAAUAUGCAUUUAAACCCUCACUCUCCUCUCAUUGGACAGCACUCUGCUGGCCUCAACACUCCCACCCUCCUCCAUUCCUUCCAUUUCCCUGAAAGAACGCUUUGGGAAUCCCUCCAGACGUGUUUCUGGCCGGCGGAUUUUUUUUUUUGGCUGGAAGCCGUGCUGACACUCACACUCGCUGCGGUCAGAUUGCCUGUUUAAUCUGUGGUUUGUAGAGUGCAUCAGAAAUCAUCAUAGUGUUUAGAUGAGCGUGGGCUCCGAGUGUGGCUUCUCCAGGUGGUGCCGCAGCACGGGGAGUCCGGACUUGGCUGCUCUUUGUUUCUGAUGUUGCAGGAAUCAGCUGUUUAGGAUUUUUGUCUGCAUCCUCCAGCCUGAAUAUUCUGGGGAGCUAAAAUCAGUUUAUUUUCUUCUUAUUUUUUAGUUGUUAAUACAACCUGUGCAGAGCAAACUGUUGCUAUGAUAGAUUCACAAAGUUAGUAAAAGCUGUGUUGUCAAAAAUAUGGAUUUUAAUGUUCAUACAUACCAGCUGAACUACAAACGCAGGUAGUACUGAGUUGCUUUAUUAAGGCUUUGAAAAGUAAAAGAUGUUGAUUGAAUUGAUUGUCAUUGGAUCCGGCCUCUUAUAUAUCAGGUUUUUUCUGUCUUGUAUCAGUGUAACAUAAAUAUUCUUGUAUCUUGGCCUGUUAUUUGCACAUAAAGCUGUCAGUUAGGCUUUUUUCUGUCAAAUUAUAAUUGGCAGACUUGGUAUAAGCAAGUUGAUGAAGAAAUGACUAAAAAGCCCUAGAAUUGGUAAUUAAUUAAUUUAAAGAAAAAAUUUGAGCAUUUUGGUGAAAAACUUUGCCUCACUACAGACAAUUAGAUGAGAAAAUGAUCAAUAUCACCUCCACAUCUGUCUUCUAGCAGUGGAGAAAACAUUACUCAGCAUAGCAAAAUAUGGAAUUGGGGGGAAAACGGGUACUUUUUUUUUAAUGCACAUACCAACAUGUUAAAGGCCAUCAAUUCAUUAUUUUCAGUCAGCUCUGGAAAUCCUGUAGAAUUGCAAACACUUGCAAUCCAUAUAGUAUUUUAACAACAACUGUGAAAUCUAAAUUAGAGCACCAAAUUAGUGAUUAUCAGCAGGUAAUAGUGUCAUAAUGGGUCAAUAAUUCGGUAAAGAAUAAAAAAAAAAAAAAAAAAACAGUAGUUUUAAUGAUAUAAUAAGUGCUAAUUAGCUACUUGGCUAUAAAAGAAAACCAUGCCACAAAGCUCCUGGCACAGGGUUUUUGUGCUGAUGUUAAUGCCAUAAGAGGUUUGCUGUGGUUCCUAAAUGUUUCCACUUUGAAAUAAACACUUAAGAGUUGAUUGUGAAAUAUCUAGGAGGGAGGAAAUUUGACAAUCUACCGUAUUACAACAGUGGCAUCCUAUUACAGCACCACACAUGUGUUCAGUGAGCUCUGUAGAUCGACCUGAUCUUUCACAAGUGUUUGUGAAGGCAGACUGCACGACUAGAUGCUUGGUUUAAUGCCUCUGUGGCAAUGAGACUGAAAACACCUGAAUUAACCAAACAGCAAUUGCUGAAAGAUUAAAAGGCCCGAUACAGCCUGCCUGAUUCACAAAAGAUGAUGGUUCAGAUUAAAAUAUAUGCUUUUGUUUCGUUAUCCUAACCGUUUCCAAGUUUAGAAGAGAGAGAUACUCUAAAUAAAGUGCACAUUUUAUAUGCACUGAUUCACACAGCUGCCAACUUUAAACAUAACUUUAUGUCUACAUGGAGUCUACUUUUAUAAUAUAGGCAUAUGUGCACAAUAUCACUUAUGAAAGGCCACACUAGUAAAUUUUAUACAUUGCAACCUUACAUUUAAAAUUGUUUUGCAAAUUUUAUACAUUGCAACCUUACAUUUAAAAUUGUUUUGCCAUUUCCAAGUAACUUUAUAAAAUCACAACUAAAUGGUGUUCCUUUAUUUCUUUACAGAUCAAGAUAAACAGAUUACAUUAAAUUUAGAGCAUCAGAAUAUCUUUGAAGGCAUGUUUUUGAACUUUGAAGGGAGCCCGGCUACCGUUCCCUUUUUUUUUUUUUUGCCAAGUAGCUAGCUAGCACAUCAGCCUUUCAAAUAACACCAAAAAAAUGAAACGAGAAAACAUCAAGUUGUGGUUCUUAGAAAAAAAUCAAUAUAGAGCUUAACAGAUUAUCUGUAAAGGCAUAUUUGUUAACUUAAGAGAGCUCUUCAAAUAUUCAAAGUUAAUGAAUAGUUUUCUCCCAGCUUUCAAUUAGCUAACUAGUAAGCUAGCUUUCCACAUAUCUACCGAUUUUAAAAAAAAAAAAAAAAAAAAAAAAAAAAAAAAAAA